This is a messenger RNA of Juglans regia (Persian walnut), 1148 nucleotides long. RefSeq names its product chromatin-remodeling complex subunit ies6. The record is from RefSeq and is a predicted model, not a curated record. Gene Ontology annotation, cellular component: Ino80 complex. Lineage: Eukaryota; Viridiplantae; Streptophyta; Magnoliopsida; Fagales; Juglandaceae. Gene Ontology annotation, biological process: chromatin remodeling. The coding region runs from base 539 to 913 and encodes 124 amino acids. The transcript has 4 exons.
ACCGGAAUGAUUCGCAUUCCUAUUGUAGCUCCAAAACCGAAUCACGGCAUACCUAAACCGAAUUAGAGUUACCUCUUCACACACCCAAACAGAAAGUUAUCUUUUAAAUGUGAUAGGAGAGCCCAAACCUGGUGUGAGCUGUUCCGACGCUCCCGUACCGACGCUUCUCGGAUCCGAAGAUCAGACGCGGCACCACUUGCACCACCGACUUCGUCCCCCUUGGCUUCCCACGGUAACACAGUUCCUUUGCUGCACCUUUAUUCCCAGUACACCGCACGCUGCACCACCGUGCACUGUUUCACCUCGCACAGCGCAGAUACCAGUUGAGAGAAACCCACAUUUCCUAUCGGACCGAAAGCAGGAAAAUUAAAGCAAAGUGAAGAGUAAGAGGGAGAGUUGAUCACUUCCGGCAAGGGGCGGGGGAACAGGCCUCCGUAUAUCGCUUCAAAAAAAUAGUGUUUGUGCUUCGUGAUUUUGCCAUACGGCAUCUACACCCUUUUGCACAAGGGCUUUCAGCAUAUUUUAGAAGAAGAAGAAGAUGGAACAGGAAGUGGUGGAGGCAGAGAUUGUGUUGCCAACCCACCUCAGUUUCAAACGGAUUCAAAUGUAUGAGAAGUACCCAAAAAGCCAAUCCAGAAGCAGGCACUGGAAACAUCUCAAGCAGAUCCUUCAGGCUGAGAAUUACCAGAAUUACCCUCCUGAUGAACCCACAUAUGUUAAUAUCGAGUCACCUCCUUCUAUGCAUCCAUGCAAGAGAAUCUGUGAUGUGACCGGAUAUGAGGCGCCUUACUAUGAUCCCAGGACCAAUCUCCGAUAUGCAAAUGCUGAAGUUUUCAAGCUCAUAAGAUCCCUUCCUAAUGAUUACGUGCAAAGGUAUCUGGCUCUGAGAAACGCAGCUGUGGUUCUGAAGUGACAUUGGAGUUUUCGAGGAGACAGACAGACAGCAGGAUCUUUUUCCUUUCAGAAUAUGUUACUGUUGGGAAAUACAGGAUAAUUUUUUUUUUUUUUUGAAAAAGAAGAAUAUCAAUUCAUAUUCAUCUUAAAGCAUCAAAGCUUGGAUACAAGGAGGAAUACCCUCCAAUACAAUGCUCUCCUAAGAGAGUUUAAGUGCAUCAUUAGCUAAUAAAUGAGCAACAUUAUUACAAUUC